CCUCCAGGAUGCCAGGGGUGUGCAGGUUGCUACGUAUGCUGAUCUAUAUGGUGGUUGGCUUGAAGAGCGUUGGUAGCAGCAGCGACAUUUGGCCGCUGGAAAGACCAGAGGGAAUGCCAGCCAUACAGUCCCUUGAAGUGAUGUGCGGAAAGGAUCACAUGGACGUGCAUCUCUCGUUCUCCCAACCCUUUGAGGGCAUCGUCUCGUCCAAGGGCCAACACGCCGAUCCGCGAUGCGUCUACGUUCCACCGUCCACAGGCCAGACUUUCUUCUCCUUUCGGAUAGCCUACGCGAGAUGCGGUACCAAACCAGAUAUGCAUGGACAGUUCUACGAGAAUACCGUUGUCGUUCAGUACGACAAAGAUUUACUCGAGGUCUGGGACGAGGCCAAACGACUGCGAUGCGAAUGGUUCAACGAUUACGAAAAGACCGCUUCGAAACCGCCGAUGGUGAUCGCAGAUCUUGACGUAAUACAGUUAGACUUCAGAGGCGACAACGUGGAUUGUUGGAUGGAAAUUCAACACGGCAAGGGACCAUGGGCACCUCCGGUUUCCGGAAUAGUACCACUCGGCUCUACCCUCACCCUGGUCGUCGCCAUAAACGAUUAUCGAGGGGAAUUCGACAUGCGCGUGAAGUCGUGCGUGGCCUCUGAUGGCGGUGGACACACGAUACAGCUGAGCGACGAGUUCGGAUGCGUACUCAGGCCGAAGAUGAUCAGUCGAUUCUUGAAAGCGCGGGGCUCAGACGAUCGGGCAACGGUCAUCACUUACGCCUUCUUCCACGCGUUCAAGUUCCCGGACGCGUUGAGCGUGCACAUCAAGUGCAAGGUUGAGAUCUGUCGUCACGGAUGUUUGGAUCACUGUCAACUCAGCGGAUCCGUCGGCCACUACAUUCAAGAACGCAAGGAUCAGAUACGACCGCAGUACCCGCAGACCACAGCGCCGCCCACCGUUCACAACGAUGACGACAACAGUGCCGACAAGAAUAACGAAAACAUCGGAGGUGGAGCCGAGCAAGCUGAUGGUUCCCUUUACGACGACAUCAUUCAAGAUGGUGACGAGAUGACCUCGAUAGGGGGUCACUUCUUGGGGGUCGAAAAGUCGGUGCCUAAAGCGCAAGCGCAGACGAGUAACCGGCUACCGGCGCCAGUAGUCGAGGCACCUAACGAAGAAGUUCACUUGGACGACGCCGAUCUUUCGAGGCCAUUCGUAGAUCCACCGCGGGUGACGCGAUACGAGAGCGAGCAAGAUCAAUUCCCUCACGGUCCCCGGAAUCUCGAGGGAGACAGCGGCGCGAUACCAGUGACACCUCUCUCGUCUCCGAAUGGCAGACGAAAGAGAUCGGUCGUGGUGUCGGAUAGGAAAAUCCGUAGCGCUGACGUCGGUGUGAGCGGUUUGUACGAGGUGAUCUCGGAAGCUGAUCUAGCCUUUAGCCCGGACACUCAUGCGGAAGCAGUAACGGUCUUUCAAGGUAGAAUACGCGAGGAAGUAGUUUAUGGUAUCUGCCUGCCCAUGCCCGGUUUCAGCGCGCUGUUUAUCGUCGUGGCGCUUUCUGCAGUCAUUUCCGCGCUUGUCGCCGGCGCGAUGUUGCAUCGAUUGCAAGCGCAACGCGAGGCGGCCGACAGCAGAAAGAACAAUAGAGCAGUGCACUCGACCAACGGCUGGCUGCCUUACGGGUUGCUGCGCGUACGGUGCACAACGAGACCAGCUCAUCCGGAACAAAUUCAACAAAAACAAACGAAUCCAGUCGCCACGAGUCCCUCGGUCGAGAGAGGUUGACGAUUCGUGACUUUUGUGUCGCUAGUGGGACGCGGCUGUGUACGCUCCACGAAAGACAAUGUGCAAUAAUACGCUGUACAAAGUAUUUUAAGUGCGUCAAAUCACGUGCGACAGUUUCUUCUUACGAAUGAUUCCGAGACCAUCGUGUUCCCUUCCAGACCAUUCACCGGGUGUGCUUUAAAAUCAAGCCAAGCUCCCUCUGUGACGGACAUUUUUUUUUUUUCCCAUACAUUUCCAUCGGAACCUUCAUUUUUCCCUUUCCCUUCGUUUCCUUCUACUUCUUCCCUCUGUUUCUUCCUUUUCUUCGUCUCCUUCUUCUUCUUCUUCUUCUUCUUCUCUCACGAAGAAUCCUGCAAACGAAAGCAUUACUAAAUGAUUAUUUUCGAGAGGCAAUUAUUGGUAUUGGGUAAGUAAGGAGCAUAAUC
Messenger RNA from Eufriesea mexicana, 2203 nucleotides. RefSeq names its product zona pellucida domain-containing protein miniature (gene m). Lineage: Eukaryota; Metazoa; Arthropoda; Insecta; Hymenoptera; Apidae. The record is from RefSeq and is a predicted model, not a curated record. The transcript has 7 exons. Bases 9 to 1778 code for a protein of 589 amino acids.